Hevea brasiliensis (rubber tree) is the source of this 2409-nucleotide messenger RNA. RefSeq names its product coiled-coil domain-containing protein SCD2. NCBI's taxonomy places the organism in Eukaryota, Viridiplantae, Streptophyta, Magnoliopsida, Malpighiales, Euphorbiaceae. The record is from RefSeq and is a predicted model, not a curated record. The coding region runs from base 64 to 1917 and encodes 617 amino acids. The transcript is spliced from 17 exons. Gene Ontology annotation, biological process: cytokinesis by cell plate formation.
UAUCUCUGUCUUGUUUCCUUUGUACAGGAUGCACGCGCGCACGUCCAAGACCAGCUUCUGUGGAUGGUCUUGAGAGUGAGACGGAUACUGACAUCUCUCCGCUUGUUUCUCCCUCCAACGUCGUGCGUUUAUCUCUCUCUAUUGCACGCAGAUCUAGGCAUUCCUCAAUUUUCAGACAUCAAUCAUUUCCCUCGCUCACUGUCUCCGCUUUUCUCUUUUAUGGACCGGAACAGAACCGACAGCCCCAUCUACUCGCGCCAAUGGAGCAGCGAUUCCAGCGCCUCUGCUGGCACUGGUCCGUCAUCUCCGGUGGUAAUGUCGCCUGGACGUCACCACCACUCGCGCUCCUCUUCUGUCACCGGACUUUCCACCGUCAAGAGAAACCAAAAUUUCGCUGCCAAAGCAGCUGCUCAGCGCUUGGCUCAGGUCAUGGCUUCUCAAACCACUGACGAUGACGAGGACGAUGGUGACGAUCUAGGGUUUAGAUAUAGUGCACCACCUCCUCUCUCUCUUUCUAGGAAUCUUAACUCUGCUGCUACUACUAAUACUAAACCUACGGUUCCAUCUAGCUGGAUCACUAGAUCUCCUUCCCCUGCCUUAUCUGGGAACAUGGUAGAGGAAACUCCAUCGGUUCGUUCAACAUCAGCUGGAAGGUCCUCAAUUUCCUUUCGAACAGCACCGCCGCUGCCAACCAGUAAAGGAUCACUGAGGACUGCGGUUUCUUUACCACCAAUGGAGCCUCCCAGAAACGGGCAGAGAGACAGUAAAAGAUUCUCAUCAGAUGUGGGACACUUUAACUCUAAAGAUACAGGAGAUCAGCGCGAGGCCUCUGCUCUUCGUGAUGAACUUGAUAUGCUACAAGAAGAGAAUGAGAACAUCCUUGAGAAGCUCAGGCUUGAGGAAGAGAGAUGCAAGGAAGCAGAGGCCAGAGUUAAAGAGCUUCAGAAGCAGGUUGCUGCUCUUGGCGAAGGAGUAUCUUUGGAAGCUAAAUUAUUGAGCAGGAAAGAAGCUGCUUUGCGACAAAGAGAGGCUGCACUCAAGGAAGCAAAACAAAAUAAUAUGGUGGAUAAGGAAGUUGCAUCUAUUAGAUCUGAAGUGGAGAAUGCAAAAGAGGAGGCUACAGCUGUUGUGCAACAGCUUCAUGGAGCUGAAUCUGAAGUGAGAGCCCUUCGCUCAAUGACACAAAGGAUGAUUUUGACUCAGAAAGAAAUGGAAGAAGUUGUUCUUAAGAGGUGUUGGCUUGCUCGCUACUGGGGCUUAGCUGCAAAAUAUGGUAUCUGUGCCGAUGUUGCUGUGUCAAAACAUGAAUAUUGGUCAUCCUUAGCACCUCUUCCAUUUGAGGUUGUUGUUUCUGCUGGACAAAAGGCAAAAGAGGAAUGUUGGGAAAAAGGAGAUGAUGACAAUGAAAAGAGAAGCAAACUUGCUGUUGACCUGAGUGAUCUAACUGGAGAAGGAAAUAUUGAGAGUAUGCUUUCAGUUGAAAUGGGCUUGAAGGAGCUUGCUUCUUUGAAGGUUGAGGAUGCUAUUGUGCUUGCAUUGGCUCAACAAAGGCGCCCAAGUUCUGCUCGGCUAUCCAUCUCAGAUAUCAAAUCACCAGGUGAUCCAAAGUAUAUGGAGGCAGUUGAAUUGUUUCCCGAGGAGUCUGAAGAUGUUCUUUUCAAGGAGGCGUGGCUUACAUAUUUUUGGAGCAGAGCCAAAGACAACGGUAUAGAGGAGACCAUUGCCAAAGAACGGCUUCAAUUUUGGAUCAACCGCCGUGGCCACUCACCAAGUUCACAUGAUGCUGUUGAUGUUGAGCGAGGCCUGAUGGAGCUCAGGAAGCUAGGAAUAGAACAUCGACUGUGGGAAGCAUCUCGCAAAGAAAUUGAUCAGGACUCUUCCACCAAACGUAACAAGGAAAUCAACUGGACAAUUUAAGAGCUCUGGUUGAUGGGAAAUGUCUAUAUUUUUCUUUCUGCGUUUUUCCUUGUGUUUUUUGGAACAUGUCUAAUUAUUUCAAGUGAGACAUGGCCACCGGUUCUCUAGCGUCCACGACUCUAUUACACUAUACCAAAGUAGAGGCUUCCUCUCUGUUGCAGACAAAUGAGGCACUGAGACAAAUGUCUUGUAGAGAAAUCAUGAUUGAAGAUGCGUAGGAUGCUAUUUGAUUCCUCCAUUUCCUGCAUUGUUUCACUAAACAUGGAUACGAUGCCAUUUCAGGUUAAACACAUUGCUCGAUACACGCAAAUGUUUUUUAGCCACGUAAGAUGAACAAAUUACUAGUUCUCAAUUCGAGUUGUAAUUGUCCUCUGUUGUUAUAUUUCAAAUUCUUAACAAUAUUUUGUCAUUGGAUAGGAGAUGGAGGCCAUUUUUAUACAUUGUAAGGGUGAUCAGUAUUUGAAUUGAUUUAAUUUAAAAUUUUUUCAGUAA